CUUGGAGUAAUUUCUAUUUUAGUUUAAUAUUCACCUUUAAUUUGCACCUUUUUACUUCACAUGAUAGUUUGAAGAUUUAAUUUAGAGUGUAUGCUAUCAACGUUUAGACUGAAAUGUUGCAUCUCACAACGGUUAAGAGCUGCGUCCUCCACACACAUCAGCUAUGAAUAUAUCCAGCCAGCAGAUGUCACUGUGGAGCAGAAGACAUUUGUUUACUGCAAAAGAGAAAACUACAGGAAGAAAUACAUCCCAGAGGUCAUCAUGUGGAGCAGCAGUUCCAAAAAAUAAAAAUAUUUUUAUUUUUAAUAUAUGAGCACAAUAAUUACCUUAUUUGUAUACGUUAAAGGGGUUCUAUUAAUCCAAUGUGUUUAUUAUUUUUAAUUAUUAGUUAUAAUUUUGAACCUCAUUUCCCAGCAUGCACUGAGCGGAGGUUAGAGGUUAUCUGUACAUGUGUAGUUAUCCACAACAACCGCAGACUCCUUUAAGAUUAAACCAGAACCUUGUACUCUGUCCUGUGUAACCUCUGCUAUCUUCCUUUCACUGCUGUCUGCUGGUCUGAGCGGUCACCCGUGAAUGAGCGACUCUGUGCGGAACCACAAUCCAGCUGGAAACAACCGCCCGGAACCGCUGGACUGCUGCGGAGGACUCAACAACGUCGAUUACUCCAAGAUGGACGUGAUGCUAAUGGAAGAACUCCUCAAACACAUUAACUUUCAUGACUCCAGCUUUUGUGUUGCUGUGAUUGCCAUCAUUUUCAACCCUUUCUUCUGGAAUGUGGUGGCGAGAUGGGAGUAUCGAACACAGCAGCUUUCCAAGCUUUUUGGCAGUCCUUACCUGGCCUGUUAUGCUCUGGGCUUCAUGAUCAUUCUGCUAAAUGUGUACCGCAGCCACAGUAUGACGGUAGCAAUGAGGGCCCAGGCCAGAUGGGAAGUUAUGGACAGGACAGAUGUUUUCUACAUUGGGAUAGCUCUCAUGGUGCUGGGGACUCUGCUGGUGGUCAGCAGUUUCCUCGCUCUGGGAUUCACUGGAACCUUUCUUGGCGACUACUUUGGCAUUUUGAUGGAUGAGAAGGUGACUGGUUUCCCCUUCAACGUCACAGAGAACCCGAUGUACUGGGGCAGCACUGCCAACUACCUCGGCCUGGCACUCAUUGGUGCCAGUCCUGUUGGUCUACUCCUGACUGCUACAGUUGCUAUGGCUUACAAGGUGGCGAUAAGAUUUGAGGGACCAUUCACUGAACAGAUCUAUCAGCAGAGGAGUCAGCGACGCAAGCAUGAAUAAUCGCCUCCCUCCGGGACACUUCCUCCUCUUGGUUUGGCCGAGGGAUUCCCAUCCUGUCAUGUGAACGGACACACUGAGCAACGGCUUCGGUCAUUAAUCGAUCUCCAGUAUGGAUACAAAGGAAGUGAUUGCACCGUUAAUUUAGCUUUUAUGAGUGGGAACGCUACUUGGAGCCUUUUUUCCAGUGUACUCUAAUUCUGGACCUCAUGACUGUGACUCCUGAGAAUGUCAAGUUCAAGGAAAAAGUGAUAUCUUUCAAGAUGAGAAUAUUGAUACCACAUCAGUACGUUAAAAGGAGAUUUCACCAGUUUAACACAUUAAAGUACAUUUACAGAUUUUAGAUAUUACCACAGCAUGUGUGACAAAGUUUUAAAAAAAAGAUCCUUCGUGGUUUUCGGGGGGGGGGGGUUAAUGUCUGAUGAAAUGCCUCAAGAAUUUGUGUCAGUUGUAGUUGAAGCUAAAGCCUACAAGUUUAAUCAAGAAAAAAGAAGUUUGAGUUCAAACAGAAGUGAACUUCGCAAACUUCUGUAGCCUGCCCAACAUCUGUGCUUGAAGCUAGAAGCUCAAGGCUACAUUAGCCGCUACUAGCUUAUAGGAAACUCUUUUAUGCAUGACAUAAAAAAGUCAAUAUCCCUGCUUCUUCUGAAAUUGACUAAACAGUGUUCUGAAUUUUGUAAUUGUAAGGAUAAAACUGGACAGUCCUCCUUUAAGUGUGGAGUUACAGCUAUAAGGUGAUUAGCUAAAGUUAGCAUAAAGGCUUGGCACAAGUUGAAACAGCUAACCAACACAUUUAAAGCUCACAAAGAUGUGUCACAUUUGUUUUGUCUACUCAUUAACAGUUAUAUGCCAAUGUAGAUGCUGCACAGACGUAAGUAGAAAUAAAAGAAGAAACAUUUUCUAGUCUUUAUGCUAAGCUUGGAUAACCACCUCACUGCUCCAGCUCCGUAGUCCACACACAUGAUAGUGGUAUCAAUCUGCUCAUUUUAAUCUCAGCAGGAACAUCAGUAAUAAUAUUGCUAAAAAUGUUGAGAUAUUUCUUAAAAGGUAUACCAAGCUAAAUUUCUAUUGCAUGUACAGUAAAAACACUGAGAUAUACUGAAAGCUUGCUUUUCAAAUUCAUGAAAUGCAGAGAAUUGCUGCCUGCUCAUGUCAGAGUGAAAGAUACACAACCCACUGUCAACCCAAGGCUACAUCCACACUAAUAAGGUUUAAAACUACAUUUUAAAAGGAAAAAAAUCUCUAAUAGUCCUAAGCUUUAUUUCAGAAAGAGUCUUUGUGCAUAAUUACAUACCUUAAAAGGCAUGUAUGAUCAUUUACAUAGGCGUGCAGGUACAAACAUGAAGCAGUGGUUUGUGUUAUGUCUUGCCUUUACUUGUGCUACAUAACAAUAAUGAGAUAAACUCCAGUCAGCCAAACUCAUUCUUUAUUUCUGCACCAACAUCUUAGUACAGCUUCACGUGGCUAUCCGGGCACAACAACAAACUCGUGUGCGCACCCAUAAUGCCCCUCGUCUCUUCUGCUAUGGUAGCUGACACAGUUCAAUACACAACAUCUCCUCCCCUCUUACAACAGAUGUCAUACUACAGAAACAACAGAAAAGUAGUUGACUCUGCAGCUCUCUGGCUGAACAUAAAAAUUUACCAUAACACAGCAUUUACACGUAAUCAACAUAAACACAUAGCUCAACUCAUAACUCCAAUAUUACCAUACAUCAGGUUUCCCUCUUUGUUUUUCUAAAACUGAACAUGAAACCUAACUAAGGGAUGAGGGUAGACUGCCUCGAUCCCUGAACUGAUCCCAAGGGGAUUAUUCUGCCCCUGCUGGGAUGGGUCAGUCACAGAUCUAACCUAAUAACUCAGGCGUGCAGGAGGACGCCGCUCUCUUGUGGGGUAUCUGCGCCCUGCAGGAACAUCAGUCUCAUUAGUCACUGGUGGUACAUUGUCUGUAUGGUCUGACAAUGAGAUAGGUGUCUCUGUUCCACCUGCACAGGGGCGGUUUUAGACUUUCAGCUCUAGUGGUGCUUAGCACUUGGUUGGGCGGGGGGCGCACAUCUGACUAAUGUUAAGCAACGGCUCACCCAGCUCUUCUGCAUUCAUAACAGAGCUCAGUCAUUCUCUUAGAUACUAUUCGUUGGUUCAAGAAACAGUCAAAAUAGUCCUUCUCAAACUGCUGACCGUUUGAAGUCUGAUUUUCAAAAUAUGUCUGCUAGCAAUUGAGUUAACGCCACAAAAUAAACAUUUGAACACAUGCAGUAACGUCGCUCGUGUUCUGUGCUUUGCCUCCCAAACCUUACCUGAAGCUUUUGCUGGAGUUUUCUUGGAAAAAAAUGCCCUAAUAUCCACUGUGACGGUCGGCCUACAAACAACACAUUGAUAAAACAAUGAUAUGGCACCAGUGUGAAAUUACAAUAGCCUUUUUUCACCUUCAUGUUUGGCAUGCCAUAAGCAUUGCUUGCUUCAUUUUGUGAUUUGCGAGGCUAAACGAGUAAAAUUCGCUAGCUAGAAGGCUAGCUAGAAGGCAAGCUAGCUAGCUGGAUUGUUUGUUUAGACAACUCAGGCUUAUAAAUGCAGAUUUCAUGGACAAACUUUUGAGUUCAUUUCAGGGUAUAAAUACCAAGUAAAUGUUGCAGUCGCCUGCAGUUGCUGGCUCUGUUGGCUAGCCUGUCAAUCUCUCUGCCCAAUCCAUCACACGCACAUGGGUGGGAGCAGCAUUCAGCGCAGCGGCAGAGUAGAGGGGAACUUGCGCUCUCUUAAUGGAUCAAACCAUUAUCCUAAAGGAGGGGAGGGUCAAAUUAGGGAGAACUUUGGCAGAUUUUACAUUUGGUUUGAAACGGUAAAAUAAAUAACACUGUUAAUAAUUAUUUCAGCAUUUUUUAUAAACAUAAAUAAAUAACGCCCAAUAAUUCUAGGGGUGCUUAAAAAAAAUUAAGGGGUGCUCAAGCACCCCUGAAAAUGGUCUAGCUCCGCCCCUGCACCUGCAGUCUCAUUCCGAACAGGAAUAGUUGUCUCUGGGACAGUAGAAUGUGGCACCUGUGUGGAAAGGAGAAUUGGCGUGCUGACAAGUGCACCUGGAGAACCCCCAGAGAACAGCUCCGAUGACACUGGUGGAGUCUGCAGAAGUUGAUCGGCGUGACGUCGCCAGACACUGUCCUUUGUCUGAACGGUGUAGGAAACCGGUCCUGUCUGUGCAAUAACAGUUGCAGGAACCCACUUAGGUUCUCCACUGUAGUUCCUUGCUAACAGUCAGUCUCUCUUGGUGUGAAGGUUCGGUCUUUGGCAUGUUGUUCUCUGCGCUGUAUCUGUUUCUCUUGUUGUACUUGCUUCCAAUGUCCUUCACCGCAGUAGGCUUCAAGGUUCCUCUUCAGCAUCAGGUUAGCAGGAGAUGUCUUUGUGGUGGCACGUGGAGUGUUAUGAUAGUUCAACAGAAAGUUGUGCAGUCUUUGAUGUAACGUCCCUUCUUUGUGAUGUUUUCAGUGCAUGUUUUAAAGUUUGAAUAAACCUUUCAGCAAGGCCGUUGGUUGCAGGAUGGUAGGGAGCUGAGGUGAUGUGUUGCACUCCAUUGGCUUGUAGAAAUGCAGACAUUUCCUGAGAGACAAGUUGGGGUCCAUUAUCAGAAACCAACUGAGUAGGAGACCCAAAACGACUGAACAUUUCACCUAGCUUUUUGAUGUCUUCUCUGUGGUUGUUGAUCUCAUUAUGGCCACUUCAGGCCAUUUACUGUGUGCAUCAACAGCCACCAGAAACAUUCUGUUCUCCAAUGGUCCUGCAAAGUCAAUGUGCACACGAUGCCAAGGUUCUUGUGGGAACUCCCACGGAUGAAAGGGAGUUAGUGGUGGAUUAUUUCUGACUUUGUGGCAAGAUGGACAGGUUGCAGCCAUUUCUUUCAUUUUAACUAUUCCACUGUGACCUGCAUGUAGCUGCUGCAACACUUUUGCACGAAGUGACAGCGGAAUGAUAACCCGCUUUUCCUACAGCAAACACUCAGACUGGACAGAAAUUUCCAACCUCCUCCCAAGGUAAGGCUUCAGAUGCAUGUCAUCACCAGCAGGUUGACCUUUGACAACAUGUCCAUGACUUUUGACAAUUGUGAAUCAUUGAGAGUCUUUUUCUUGGUCUGCACAGCUGAAACAGGUGCUUUUGUCACCUCACUGAAGUAGAAUAUGUCCACAGUGUUUGACUCAGGCUUGUUGACAGGAAGCGGCAGUCUGGAUAAACCAUCCGCGUUGCAAUGGGAGCCUGAUUUGCGAUACUUGAUAUCAUAUGAAUGUGCAGACAACAACAAAGCCCAUCUCUGCAGUCUUGAUGCAGCCAGAGAUGGUAUCCCUGUAUGUGGUCCAAGGAUGGUUGUGAGAGGUCGGUGGUCAGUUAGGAGCGUGAACUUCCUCCCAUACAAGUACUGAUGAAAUUUUCUGACUCCAAAAACAAUGCUCAAUGCCUCUCUCUCCAACUGAGCAUAGUUAGUCUCUGCCUUGUUCAAUGUUCUUGAUGCGAACGCAAUUGGCCUUUCUUCGCCAUUUGGCAGGAUGUGUGAAAUAACAGCUCCCACUCCAUAUGGAGAUGCGUCGCAGGCCAGCUGAAGUGGAAGUGCAGGAUUAAAGUGAAUCAGAACCUCUGAUGUGGUCAACACACUCUUAGCCUUCUGAAAAGCAUCCUGACAGUUUGCUGUCCAUUUCCAUGUCUUAUCUUGGCGAAGCAGCUCAUGUAGCGGCUGUAGCAGUGAUGCCAAGUUGGGAAUAAAACGUCCGUAAUAGUUCAAUAAUCCUAAGAAGGAUCGUAGUUGGCUGACGUUCUGAGGUGGAGGUGCAUCCACAAUAGCUGCGAUUUUUGAUGGUGCAGUAUGGGGUCCCUUAGCAUCGAUCACAUGUCCAAGAUACUCUACAGAUGGUUUAAAGUACUCACAUUUGUCCUUGCGAACUCUGAAGCCAUAUUCUUUCAGCCUUUUAAAGGUAGCAUCCAAGUUGCGAAGAUGCUCCUCAUCGUUUGCUCCUGUGCAAAGUAUAUCAUCAAGGUAGCAUUGCACUCAUGGCAAGCCACUGAGGAUCUGAUCCAUUGCCCGCUGAAACAUUGCCGGGGCAGAGGUGAUGCCAAAAGGCAAUCUGCAGUACCUGAAAAGUCCUUUAUGAGUGUUUAUAGUCAACAUUUCACGUGACUGCUCCUCCACAUGCAUUUGCAGGUAAGCUUGGCUGAGAUCUAUUUUGCUAAAUUUUUCUCCUCCACUCAGUCCUGCAAAUAAGUCAUCAAUCAGGGGAAGGGGAUACUGCUCUACUGUUAGAACAGGAUUAAGGGUCAUCUUAAAGUCCCCACAGGUCCCGAUACCACCAUCCUUUUUUGGCACUGGAACAAUGGGUGUGGCCCACUCACUUGUUGUCACAGACUCUAAAACCCCGUUCUUGACCAUGGCAUCCAGAUCAGCUUCCACCUUUGGUCUAAUAGCAUAUGGUACUGGUCUCGCCUUCAAAAACACAGGUUUGCUUCCAGGUUUUACAUAUAACUUCACUAUGAUAUCUUUCAUGCUGCCUAAUUCCUCACGAAAGACCUCUUCAUGUAUUUCCAGUAUCCCUGCAGUUGAGUGGAGCUGGGUGAUAGCUUCCUCACUUCUUGCCAGUUAAGGUGGAUUUUUUUUUAGCCACAGACGCCCCAUUAUGGCGGCAUAGUUUUUGUUGGUGACAUAAGCUGGAAGUCUCACAGUUUGGUUGUUGCACUGUACCAGUACAUCUGUCAUUCCUUUCAUGUGCACUGGGUGUCCCGUGUAUGCUCUGAAGGUUGUGUCGGAGGGACACAGUGGAAGAUAUUUCAUACAUCUUCUGUAUAUCUUGUAAGACUGUAUGUAUAGUUAGAUGGAUAAGACCGAAAUUUGGGGUCGAUAGUUCACUUUUUCAGGAAAGCACCAAAUUUGGUACAGACAUAGUAUAUGACCAUACAAUUGAUUUAAGAGGAGUACCCCAAAAAUCUAAGCCCCCUGGUGGCCGCCAUCUUGAAUUCAAAUAUGGCCGCCUUGCUAAACCUAUUUAUGUAAUAUCUCCCUUAAUACGGCAGAUACAAAGUUACUUUCAAGAUCUACCCCCAUUGUUUAAGGGUCUGCAGAGUCAAUAAAGCCAUUUAUAACAGUGUUAUAUAUAACAGCCACCAGGGGGCUUAGAUUUUUGGGGUACUCCUCUUAAAUCAAUUGUAUGGUCUUAUACCAUGUCUGUACCAAAUUUGGUUCUUUCCUGAAAAAGUGUUCUUACAAAGUAUGUACUGUCCUGCAGUUUGCAUAUAACUGGGACAUACAAAUAUGUCAUAAUAUUACACUAUAAACUAUGAUCGCCAUGCUCUUGUAUCCACUGUAUAGUCGGUUUUGAGAAAUGUGUUGUAAUCUGUCAAUGUGCACUCGAUGGCUGAAGCUUGUUUAUAGUUUGACAAGACACUGAGAACCGUGACGUAACUGUGCUGAGGAUUGAGCAUAAGCAUACUGCAAAAUCUGACCUGAUGAGUAGGGUCUGGUAUUUUUGGGACACAGUAAAUCUUUUGUGGCAUACUAUGUAGUGCUGUAGUAUAAAGACUAAUUGUCUUUGUUUUUUUCUGGAAAAUUAUGAUUUGAUAAGAGUGUGAUAAUCAGGGAAUGAGUGUAGUGACAGUUAAGCCCCUCAGCAAAGCAAACACGGUCGUCUGCAUCAUUGUUUUUCAAAACCUCAAUCUCUGCUCAUUCAGACUAACACACAAUCCUGGAGUUCUCAAACUAAAAUGGGGUUUCCGAAAGUAUAGGUUUUUCGGGCUUAUAAAAUGCAGCAAAAGUGUGGACACCAAACAUACAUGUACCAGAUGUUAUAGUCUUGAAAAUCCAAAACAUAUUACUGUGGAUGUAGCCUUAUUGCUGCAGCAGUCAUACAUAUCUACCUAGUCUUAAAGAAGUAAAAAUACAUUGUUUUUGCUCACCUGCGUGAUUUCCACAAAUACUUUGUCCACACUAAAAUAGAGACUCACAAUACUAGGAAACUCGCUGGUGCAAGAAUGUAUAUUAAGAGCACUCUGUUCCAUUUAGAUGAAAAAGUUAGUGAUACAAGGAAGCCAGUGCAGUGUGAAAGCAUUGGAAGUGAUACGCCUGGAUGGAAUGUAUUCAUAAUUAAUGUGAUUGAUUAGAGCUGUCUGCUGUGAAAAAGUCUCAUUGAUGUCAAUAGUUUUUCAAAUGUUGUGCUCCAUUUUAGUGUUUUCUCUUUUCCAUUUGCAUUACUGCAUUUUGACUGAUUCUUGGUAUACAGUGCUAAUUUUUUUUCUGUUUGAAAUUAGCAUAUUUCCCAAAGUGGUCCUCACUCAUUUAUUACUGCUGUAAGUUACUGAUUAAUCUCAGUGCUUGUAUUUUUUAAACACCCUUCAUGAUGACAACAUUUAUUGAAGAUAACUACCAGAUUUGAUGGUCUGUCUAUAAAAUAAAAUUGUCUGUGUAAGUAAUGUUUUCAGUGUUUAUCAAAGCAAAACAGAAGUUUGAAAGGUAUCACCUCAAGACAGCAAAUUUGUUUACACACAAAAUACAGUUUCUGAUCAUAUUCUGUGAAACUUGCACGAAUCUAAGAUAACAUUCAAAACUGUGAUUUUGUACACUUGUUUUUUUUAAUAUUUGAUAAUCAUUUUAAACAUCAGAGGAGGUGUACCAGUAAUGGCCUGGAAAUGUGCUUUUUGUUUAUAGAAUAUUUUUAUUUAAUAAAAGAAUGAGUCAGACUGAAA
Acanthochromis polyacanthus (spiny chromis) is the source of this 8981-nucleotide messenger RNA. It is a transcript of the gene pemt, whose product is annotated as phosphatidylethanolamine N-methyltransferase. NCBI's taxonomy places the organism in Eukaryota, Metazoa, Chordata, Actinopteri, Pomacentridae. The transcript has 7 exons. Gene Ontology annotation, molecular function: phosphatidylethanolamine N-methyltransferase activity. The record is from RefSeq and is a predicted model, not a curated record. Gene Ontology annotation, biological process: phosphatidylcholine biosynthetic process. The coding region runs from base 574 to 1281 and encodes 235 amino acids.